Messenger RNA from Monodelphis domestica (gray short-tailed opossum), 3101 nucleotides. Its product is annotated as cytochrome P450 4B1. Lineage: Eukaryota; Metazoa; Chordata; Mammalia; Didelphimorphia; Didelphidae. Gene Ontology annotation, molecular function: heme binding; monooxygenase activity; iron ion binding. The record is from RefSeq and is a predicted model, not a curated record.
CAGUGACACUUAGAGAUUGACUCAGAGCUCAUCAACUACCCAUGGUACUCUCAUGGCUCUCUAUAUGGCUCCCUGUGAGCUUCCCCAGGUUGUGGUUGUGGUCCACUGCCCUGGUCCUGGCUCUGGGCCUUCUCCAGUUGACCAGGCUGUUGGCCAGGAGGCAGAAACUACUGCGAGCACUGGACAGCUUCCCUGGGCCACCUAUCCAUUGGCUCUUCGGGCAUGCUAAAGAGAUUAAAGGUGAAGGGGCCCUGGACAAGAUAAUAUCAUGGGCCAACACUUACCCCUCUGCCCAUCCUUUGUGGUUUGGGAGAUUUAUUGGUUUUCUGAACAUCUACGACCCUGACUACGCCAAGGCUGUAUAUAGCCGAGGAGACCCUAAAGCUUGGGAUAUAUACGGUUUCUUCAUACCAUGGAUUGGGAAAGGGCUGCUGGUCCUGGAGGGACCCAAGUGGUUCCAACAUAGGAAACUGCUCACACCUGCCUUCCACAAUGCAGUCCUGAAGUCCUAUGUGGGCCUGUUUGCAGAGUCUACACAAGACAUGCUGGACAAAUGGGAGAAGAAGGUUCGUGUGAAUAAGUGUGUGGAGAUCUUUAAUGAUGUGGGCUUCAUGGCUCUGGACACUCUGAUGAAAUGCAUCUUUGGGAAGACAAGCCGUGGCCAAACCAAGAGUGACACUGAUUAUUACCUGGCUAUUGCUGACCUCACCCUGCUGAUGCAAGAGCGAGUCCAUGCCUUCCAGUAUCAUAAUGAUUUCCUCUACUGGCUCACACCCCACGGGCGUAACUUUCUGAGGGCCUGCAAGGUUGCCCAUGAUCACACAGACAAAGUGAUUAGGGAAAGAAAAGCUGUCCUGAAGGGAGAGAUGCUGGAGAAGACCCAGAAGAAGAGACAUUUGGAUUUCCUGGAUAUUCUCCUGGGAGUCAAGGAUGAGAACAAGAUCCACAUGUCAGACAUGGACCUGCGGGCUGAAGUGGAUACAUUCAUGUUUGAAGGCCAUGACACCACCACCAGCAGCAUCUCCUGGUUCCUGUACUGCAUGGCCCUCUACCCAGAGCACCAGAACCGCUGCCGGAAGGAGAUCCAGGAAAUCCUACAGGGUCGGGACACUGUCCAGUGGGAAGACCUGGGGAAAAUGACCUACCUCACUCUAUGCAUCAAAGAGAGCUUCCGCCUGUUUCCAGCUGUACCCCAGGUAUACCGUCAACUAAGCAAGCCUGUUACCUUCGCAGAUGGGAGGUCACUACCUGAAGGAAGCCUGGUUUCUUUGCACAUUUAUGCUCUUCACAGGAAUCACACUGUGUGGACUGACCCUGAGGUAUUUGACCCCCAGCGUUUCACUCCUGAGAAUACCUCAACACGUCAUCCCUUUGCCUUCCUGCCCUUCUCAGCUGGGCCCAGGAACUGCAUUGGGCAGCAGUUUGCCAUGAUGGAGAUGAAGGUGGUCACAGCCCUCUGCCUGCUCCACUUUGAGUUCUCCCCAGACCCCACUCAGCCACCCAUCAAGCAAACACAACUGAUUCUGCGUUCCAAGAAUGGCAUUCACCUCAACAUGAAUAAACUAAAGAUGAACACUAGAGCUCCUUCCCAGGCCCCCAGGGAAAAUAUGGAGCAAUUGGUUGGUGAAGCAUAGGCAGGGUUCCUACCUGCCCACCCCUUAUCUCAUAGGAGCUCAUACUCCAGAGUGAAAAUGGAGAUAGACAUAGAGAUUUAAGAGAACAUAUAUUGGUUGUAUGUAUGCAUUAAUGAAAGGGUUAGUGGCCAUUAGGAACUCAGAGUUUCUUAGGGAAGGAAAUGGGGAAAUAGUGGGGACUAUUGGGGUCCAUAUGGAGGUCCACUUCUAGGUCUACAGAUACCAUAUUAACACAUAUAUAUUAACAUGCAUAUCCACUUGUUACCUGUCAUUUGAUUCAAUAUCCAUCUUUUAUUAAUCACUUCCUUGUGUAGGGCCCUCUGCUUAGUGCUGGGAAGCCAACAAUGAUGCCCUCAAGGAGUUUAUAUUCUACUGGCGAGAAGCAAUAUAUGUUCAGCCAUGUUUUAUAUAAGAAAGUAGAAACAGGAGAACAAGGGAGAGAUUCGGGUUAAGGGGAUCUAGGAGCAGAAUAUCUUACUUUCAGUUAGGAGAUUAGAGAAAACGUCCUGGAGAGGUGAUACUGAAGCUUAACUUUGAAAGAAGAGCACGUAUAUGUAUUUUGUACAAAUCCUGGAAUGCCUGAUUUAUCCAUUAUUGCCAGAACACAUUCCAAGGGUAUCAUAUUCUCCCCUGCCUUUAUUUUCUAAUAUUUAAAUAUUGCUAGUAGCUACAACCUUGUCUUUGGGACCCUUCCUACCCCUACUUCCCUUCUCCCAUGACUCAGUAGAGAUGGCCUAAAACUUCAUCCUGUUGUAGCCAUUGCGGGGUUGUCAUGUGAAUAGCACUGUUCUUUGGAUAGUAGACCCAUUCUCUAUCUUUGGAACCAUACCGAAGCCCAUUUAAUUGGGGAGAAUGCACCAGAGCUCAUGGACUUCCCCCCUCUAUGGCAGGAAGAAGUUUUGGCAGAAUCCAUUAGCAAAAGGGGUAAUAAUAGAGAUGAGUAAAAUACAAGAAAUAAGGUGCUAUAAGAAAAAGUGCUUCUGGAACAAUGGACAAAAAAGGACUACUUUCAAUCCGAGAGAUCAAGGAAGACCCCAAGGAGAGAAAUCUUCAAAGAAGAGCUAAUCAGUAAUGCAAUGAUCCAGGACAAUUCUGAGGGACUUAUGAGAAAGAAGCUAUCCACAUUCAGAGGAAGAACUGUGGGAGUAGAAACACAGAAGGAAAACAACUGCUUGACCAUAUGGGUCGAUGGGGAUAUGACGGGGGUUGUAGACUCUAAACGAUCACCCUAGUGCAAAUAUUAAUAUGGAAAUAAGUCUUGAUCAAUGACACAUGUAAAAACCAGUGGAAUUGCACAUCAGCUAUGGGAGGAGAGGGGGACAGAGGAGGGGAGGGAAAAGAAUAUGAAUCAUGUAACCAUGGAACAAUAUUCUAAAUCAAUUAAAUAAAAUUUUUCAAUUAAAAAAAAAAACAAAAUGCAGAGAGAAAAAAAGAAGAGCUACUUUAUGUAUGUUGUAGUUGCCAUGC